Molecule: messenger RNA, 1454 nt
Organism: Ricinus communis (castor bean)
Lineage: Eukaryota; Viridiplantae; Streptophyta; Magnoliopsida; Malpighiales; Euphorbiaceae
Product: protein NEN4
Exons: 5
Coding region: 343-1173 (276 amino acids)
Molecular function (GO): nucleic acid binding; 3'-5' exonuclease activity
Source: RefSeq, a predicted model, not a curated record
UUAUGCAUGGCCUUGCAUGUGAAGAAAGUAGAAAACUUUUUCCACAGGUUUCAGAAAUUUAAAAAAAGGCCCUUCUUACCAUUUGUUUGCAGCAAGAUAUUCCUGUCUGACUGGAUAUGCUUUCUGAUAAGACAUCCCCAAUAAGCUAACUCAAUAUUGAAUUAACCUCUUGACUUGAACUACAAUACAAUCAAACUCAAAAAGAAGAAUUCUCUUCUUUAACCCUUUCCUGUACCCUUUCUCUUGUUUUGCUUAGCCGUAUAUAACAUAAUGAUGAUGAGCAGAUUUGGAAAAAUCCCAGAAUCGUAAAUUUGUACAGGAACCUAACAGAAAUACCCGAAAAUGGAUACUUUUGAGUCUUAUCAGGAAGGGGUAUCAUCAGAGAUUGUAUUCUUCGACUUGGAAACAACAGUGCCCAACAGAGCAGGAGGACGAUUCUGGGUAUUGGAGUUUGGUGCAAUUAUAGUUUGUCCAAGAAAACUUGUUGAGAUAGAGAGUUAUACUACUCUCAUAAGACCUAAAGACUUGUCUGUUGUGGCAUUAAGAUCUGGUCGAAGUGGUGGCAUAACUCGCAACGCUGUUGCAGAUGCACCUGCAUUUGAAGAAGUUUCUGACAAAAUUUAUAGCAUCUUGAAUGGAAGAAUAUGGGCAGGACACAAUAUCCGAAGAUUUGAUUGUAUUCGCAUUAAGGAAGCAUUUGCAGAGCUUGGUAAGGAUCCACCUGUACCUGUUGGAAUGAUUGACUCUUUAGGGGUCUUGUCUCAGAAGUUUGGCAGAAGAGCUGGUAAUCUCAAGAUGGCAACUUUAGCUGAUUACUUUGGCCUUGGACAGCAAAAGCACCGGAGCCUUGAUGAUGUUCGUAUGAAUCUGGAGGUCCUGAAGCACUGUGCCACAGUUUUGUUUUUGGAAUCAAGUCUUCCAACUCUAUUGAAUGGCAAAUGGCACAACUCUUCAACAGUUACUACACGCAGUAGAAGUAAUGGAAAAUUGCCAUUUAGGGAAGAGACAAGCCGCAAAUCUCCUCCUACCACUCUUGGGUACCAAAGAGCAGUCCCUUAUGCGAGAGGAAGUUUAGGAAAGGUGACAGAAGGAGUGAAAAAUUUGAUAUGCAAGGCCCAAGAGACAAAAUCCCUUAACAAGUUACUUAAGCAUUCUCAUUCUUUGCUCAGAUGAUAGCAUGAUCAAGGGCUUUUGCUAGUUUAACUAUUUUGCAUCUUCAUGAAUUGGAAUUCACAAGAUUCGAUCCUGAGGAUAUCUUUAAUUCCAUAGAACGAAGAGACAACUGCAACAAAAUUCAAUUUGAUUGUUUAUUCUUCAACUGAUUGAUGAAUUCGUUUCUGUUUUAACUUCUAGUAAUCCAAUAACAUAUUUCAAGGGUUAUACCUGUAUCUUAUGACAAAUAUGUAAUCAUGUUGAGAAGAAAACGGCUAAAGAAAUAUUAAUGUCAAUUCUCU